UUGUCCGACGCUGUCUCUGAACGCUCGCCAUCCGACUAGGACCUUGGGGGGGAGGGUGAUCGCUGUUCCUAACUGGCCUCUCUUGACGUGUCUCGGUCCGGUCGUGUAUAUCUUCUCGUGAUAGGAUAGCCCGAAGAACAACAAGAAGAAAACGCCCCGAGCCCACCUCGCCUGGACACCGAGGGCAUUCGAGAUUCUAUCCCGUUCGCGAACUCGGAGAAUCGAGUUGCUUACCACCACAGGCGAUCCAAAGCCCGAGAGAUCGAGGGCAUAGCUGAACUCGCGAGUUAGCCUGGGCAUGCAAUCCUUCAGCCAGCGCCGCCGGUUCUAUUUCUAAACGGUAUUUCCGUACUCCCGACUAGGGUGCUGGGCUCCCGUUUGGAAGGAGAAAAAGACGUUAGGAACCUGAUGGUCCUAUCGUAGAUUCUUCUUUCAGCCUGUAUCCAUGCAAACCCUCACUCGCCGUGUUGAGCAGUUGUAUCUCCCGCUCGGCCAGCGCCGAGGCAUAUCCGAUCUGGCGACGUUCGCUCUAGACCUGACCUGGGCCAGAGCAGAGACGGACUGUGCUCUCAGCAGCACCAGGGCGUAUCCCUCUCCGCCCAUGUCAGGGUCUCCACCACCACCACUCCCGCAGAAGCCAAAUCCAGAGGUCGGUGAUCGAGGCCAGGGAGCUUUUCAGCCCGCUAGCCAUGAUGUGUAUCGCUCGAGCUCAGCUAUUUCCGGAGGCGAAUAUCGAGCACCAGCACCAGCAGCACCACCGCAACCAUCCCUACCGCCCCCAACCGUAGGCCCUAGGCCUUUCCACCCAGAAGGCCAGGAGCGACGGCCGUAUCUAUACCACCGCCCCGAGGAAACGCUGGGAAGGCCAAUCGCAUACCCCCCGCAGCCAGGCUCGAUGAUUCCCCAACCCCAAUAUCCGCUUCCUCCCGUGGUUGGGCCCAGCCUAGACCCGACGCCCUAUUCGAUGUCGAGCAAUUCACAAGGCGUCGAGAACCCGACAUAUACUUCCCCGAAGUCCCAGAGGAAAACCAAAGGUCACGUAGCUUCGGCUUGUGUACCCUGCAAAAGAGCGCAUCUCAGGUGUGACGCCCAAAGACCCUGUUCGCGGUGUAUGAGCAACGGUAAAGAAGACUCGUGCGUCGACGUUCAACACAAGAAGCGUGGCCGGCCUCGGUUACGCGACGACAACCAACCGCGGUUCGACGCUGGGAGAUUUCCCCAUCCAUCCGAUCCGACGAUCCGACGACCAGUAUCCCUUUAUUCGCCAAUGAGCGUUCCUCCCACACCUUACGAAGACCCUCUUCGAAGAAGUCACUCCUAUCGAGUCCUAAAGUCGCAGCCGAACGAAUCUAUCGCGCCUAGGUUUCCCGAACGAGGGUCGGCCGCAGACGCGAAUCUGUUUCCUGCGCCCCUGUCCAUACCAGCCCACGCCCCGGAACCUGUGGCGUUUCUGACGACUGAUUUAGAGAUCGCCAAGGCAUCGAGACCUUUCAUCGAAGCAGUCGGCUCUCAGGCGAUCGUGGGCCGAAGAUUGGUUGAAAUUGUCAGUCCAAACGAGCGUGACAGAGUCAUCGGGCUCCAAAGGUCGCUUCAGGAGGAGCAGGGCAGAAUGGAUCCGAAUUAUCUCCCUCCAAUUUUUGGGAAGCAAGAAGCCGAGAGGGUGAUCCAAGCGCUGCCGUUCAGUCCGGAAUCGAUGUCGAGGUUUCGGUUAGGUCGGCAAGACUUCUUCACCUUUGUUGCUGGAGACGGACAACCAUUGCCCUAUCCGAUCCGCAUCGGACUAGCAAAGGAGGACUCGAUAUACUUCGUCGUGCUGCUGUUGAUCCGCUCAACCCAGCCAUUCCCACAGCCCUCGCCGUCACCCCACACUCGCGAAUUCUCGUAUUCGUUCCAGCCUCAACCUUAUACCCAGCUAACCCCAGUGUCGGCGUCCUUCGACCCGAGCCGCCCGCGAUUCGGGAUGCUGCCUCGAGAGAGUGCAUACACACCACGGCAACCACCAACACCGGCGCUGAUCACUUCGGGGCUCCCACCCGGCGUUAGCCCGAACCAUCCCACAUAUUCUGCUUCUAGACGGGUUGAGCCCCAGGCUGGACCGUCUCACCAGAUCCCAAGAAGCGAAUUAUCUGUUGCCAGACCGCCGCAGCAAGGGGAGUAUCAGCUUCCGCCAAUUCGUGGCCGGGGUCAGGCCGCCCCCUCGACGGAGACCCCGGGAUGGCAGCGGGAUGACCGAACAAGUCGCGUCGAUAUAGGAGGAUUGAUAGAAAAGCCCGACCCGUCACGACGAGGACGGUAGCUAUUUCGAUCAGCAGUCACAAAUGGCCUUCACUACCACCUCCUCUGAGCUCUUAUCACGGCACCGUGUCUUUGGGCGACCUGGCACCUCCCCGUUGCAAGGUUAUCUGCUUUCGACGCCUGUUAGCCACGUUAAUGCACCAUCAAACACUCCGAUCCGCACUCGAAUUGUAAACUAUACCCACAUCGCGUAUCCGUAAUUCACAACCACCCAGGAGAUACCAUGUAUAACAACAUAUUGCAUCUUCCCAUCUUAUAUACCAUCCUUCCACAAUUUGGGGGCUUCUGCUCAUCCGCGGAGGCCGUUCCUCUUACGGCAUGGCUGGCCUUCUCUGGACGUUGCGAUAAUAACCACGGC
This is a messenger RNA of Durotheca rogersii, 2653 nucleotides long. RefSeq lists its product as uncharacterized. The transcript is spliced from 3 exons. Gene Ontology annotation, molecular function: zinc ion binding; DNA-binding transcription factor activity, RNA polymerase II-specific. NCBI's taxonomy places the organism in Eukaryota, Fungi, Ascomycota, Sordariomycetes, Xylariales, Xylariaceae. The record is from RefSeq and is a predicted model, not a curated record. Gene Ontology annotation, biological process: regulation of DNA-templated transcription. The coding region runs from base 446 to 2296 and encodes 616 amino acids.